CGCCGAUUCGCCUAUUUGUCUGCGACCAAAUGGUUUACUCGCAAGUUUAAACAGACGGGAGUUUUCUUCUCACUUCCAGCUUAAUUUCUCCCAUGUAAUGUAAUUUUAAUACUCGCGAGAAAUACAACCAAUCACAAACUCAAACCCUGGUUCGGUAAAUUAAGCCUUCAAAUAAUGCGGAAUGCGGAGAGAGACUCGAGACUAAUGGCUAAACACUUUCCGCCGCUAGAACAGCUCCACUUUAUUACACAUCAAUGCGUUCUAUGUCUAGAUACUGGUCUCCGCCAACUUUAAAAUGUAUUUCACAAAAGCACUGUUGCGAUGCGUAUCACGAACGGGUUUCGAGUCAGUCCGAGUCUGCUGGGCUUAUCGGCGUCUCUCGCACCACACUAGCAUGAGACACGAGUAGAAAACAUUAUUGUACGGCCUACGCAAAUGACUUGACCGUGUUUUGCCUUGGUUGAUUGCGCGAAUGAUUCUUAAACCCGCAACAGCCAUCGCCUAAGUCUGCUGAUGGAUAAACUAUGGAAAUUAGAUAAUUAAACUUGAAAAGUAUAAAAAAAGUUCAACCGAGAGGCAUAAUUUAUGGUGAUUCGUUUCGAGGUGAUGUUGUAUUGUCCCCAGGGUGUAGGCCGUAUGAAUGUGCUGAUUCUAUGUCAUGUAAAACCCUCAUUCAUUCUUAAUUCAUUCACUGUUUAGCAUUGCAUUCUUUAUUAACACCGCUCGCAGAACAGCUCAGUACUUGGCACGAGCGCGGGAAUUGGGCGCAAGUGUCUUUGCGGUCUCACAGUUUUUCUCGCCGAUUAGAGCGAUCGCUAGUACAACCAUGGAUAAACAAUAGCUCGUCUCACGCCACUUGGCGCAUGCGCACUGCACGACACGCCUCUCGAGAGCUCAUUAGCAUGAUGAUAAUUAUUUGCGAGUUUGUCAAUAGCAAGAGCGUGAACGGCUUUGCUAUUCCCCUCGGCCAGUAAGAAUGGCGGCAGCUGCUUAGCCUUUGGAUGCUGAUUUGAAUUUGAAAGCCAUAACGUUGCUUUCUGUGAGUAAACGCACCCGAGGUGAGCGCUAGUAUUUCGCUCCAAUCGCGCUGAAGGUUCGGAAAAGCUGCCAGAGGCUGACAAUCACCUAACAACAACAAAACCACCGGUGGCCGGCCGAGUGGAGCGAACACAACGCUUGAGCGAAUGAAAAUAGUGUGAAGACCAGAUCGACAUGUUAGGAGCGAGUGUACAACAGGCGAGGAUACGCUCGUCAGUGCUGCUACUAGUGUUAAUAUGCUGGCUGAUUGAUCAACCGGUUCUGGCGAGGCAGGACUGCGACUUGAAUACGGAAUGCAAGGAGGGAGUGAUAUUACCGAAAUGGGGUGGCGAUCCGAGCACAGGCGCUCGUAUCGGUCGAGCUUUCGUCUAUCUCUUGUCCCUGCUAUUUUUCUUCCUAGGCGUUUCGAUCAUUUCGGAUCGGUUCAUGUCCUCCAUCGAAAUUAUCACGUCCAAGGAGAAGGAUGUAAAAAUCAAGGACAAGGUUUCUGGCAAGGAACGAGUCUUAACCGUGAAAAUCUGGAAUGAAACCGUUUCGAAUCUAACGCUAAUGGCGCUAGGAUCGUCCGCGCCUGAGAUUCUCUUGUCGGUUAUUGAGAUUAUAGGUAAUAAUUUUAAGGCAGGGGACCUCGGCCCGUCCACCAUCGUAGGAUCUGCCGCGUUCAACCUGUUUGUGAUUAUCGGAGUGUGCGUCUAUGUUAUCCCCGAUGAUGAAGUGCGUAAGAUCAAGCAUCUGCGAGUAUUCAUCAUAACCGCUGCAUGUUCCGUGUUCGCGUACAUCUGGUUGUACAUUAUCAUCGCCGUGAGCAGCAAAGGGGUGAUCGAGAUCUGGGAAGGCAUUCUAACUUUCCUUAUGUUCCCAGCUCUGGUGGGAUGCGCGUAUAUUGCAGACCGAAGACUGCUGUUCUACCGAGCACUACGCGGGAAAAGGCGCAAGCAGAAACGGGGAGGGGUGUCUGUGAUCCAGACCGGGGAUUUUGAUGUGAUCGGGGUAAGGAUCAAGCAGGACGGGUUGACGCCUGAGGAGGGGGCCGAGGAAAACGGCUAUCCACUACAGACGGUAGAAGGAGCCGAGGACCUGGAGGACGAUUAUGCCCUUCAUGACCUGACCGAAGAACGCAAGGACAAGGCCAUUCAAGUGCUUAGGGACAUCAAGGCUAAAUACCCGAAUGCCGACCGUGAGACAGUGGAACGCCUGUUGGAGCAGGAAAACCUGCGCUUGCAGCCCAAGAGCCGCGCGUUCUACCGCAUCGAGGCGACCCGUAAGAUGGUAGGCAGCGGAAAUAUUGUCAAGAUGAAGCAUGACAAAUUGGAAAAAGCGAGCUCAUCCGUGGCAGACGUAAAGCUCGAGCUGAAAGACCUGGAGUAUGAUGACCCCGAGGUUGUCAAGGUCUACUUCUCCCCGGAAGAGUACGAAGUCAAGGAAAACUGCGGAAGCGUGUUUAUGACUAUAACGCGAGCUGGCGGGGACGUCAACAACACCGUAUUCGUGGAUUUCAAGACCGAGGACGGCACCGCCAAAGCCGGCGACGACUAUGACAAAACCGAGGGCACGAUCUGCUUUAGGCCCGGCGAGACCGAGAAAACCAUUUCUGUAGUGAUCAUUGACGAUGAUGUCUUUGAAGAGGAUGAACACUUCACCGUGGCCCUCAGCAACGUUCGCAUCGCUGGACCCGAUGGAGACUUGGUGAGAAACACGUACCGAGGCCCGGCAGGCAAGGUCGCGAAGGGUGGCCGGGCCACGAUUGUGAUCUUGGAUGAUGACUACCCCGGCUUGUUCACCUUCGAGGACGCGUCCAUGGAGGUACCCGAGGCUGACAGAGUCGCACGGGUCAAGGUGACGCGAAACACGGGUGCGCGAGGCACGGUCCGGCUACCGUAUCACACAGUGGAGGGGACUGCGAAAGGAGGAGGUCAGGACUACGAGGAUGCGGUAGGGGAGCUCGAGUUCCUCGACGAUGAAACUCACAAGAUCAUAGACAUUGCCAUAAUUGAUGACGAGGAUUAUGAAAAGAAAGAGACAUUCUCUGUCAUUCUUGGCGAACCUUAUGUUGUAAAGGAGGAUGCUCACUUUCCUACUGAUCAUGAUGAAGAGAUGGAUGAGGAAAAGAAACGCAUAGAGGAGCUGGGAAAGCCCCGACUGGGGGAAUUUCCCAAGAUUGAAGUAAUUAUCAUAGAAAGCAAAGAAUUCCGCAACACAGUUGAUAAGAUGCUUGCCAAAGCCAACCUGGCUCUUGUAGUCGGCACAUCUUCAUGGAGGGAGCAGUUCAAAGAUGCCUUUACUGUUGGUGGCAGUGAUGAUAAUGGUGAUGAUGAAGGCGAACCAGCUCCACCAACCUAUGGGGACUACAUGAUGCACUUCUUGACAGUGUUCUGGAAGAUUCUAUUUGCAUUUGUCCCACCCACUGAUAUCUGGGGCGGAUGGGCAUGUUUUGUUGUGUCAAUUCUCUGGAUUGGUGUUCUGACUGCAGUUAUUGGUGAUCUAGCAUCACACUUUGGUUGCACCAUUUAUCUGGCCGACAGUGUGGUUGCUAUUACAUUUGUUGCCUUGGGAACCAGUCUUCCAGAUACCUUUGCCAGCAAAGUUGCUGCAAUCAAUGACGAAACAGCUGACUCUUCAGUGGGAAACGUCACCGGUAGCAACUCUGUCAACGUUUUCCUUGGUAUUGGCAUUGCCUGGUCUGUAGCUGCCAUCUACCAUGCAGUGAAUGGAAAUGAAUUCAAAGUGGACCCUGGAUCUCUAGGCUUCUCAGUUUGUGUCUUUUGUAUUGGUGCCGCUUUUGCAAUAACUUUAAUGAUGGUUAGGCGAAGCGCCAAGGUUGGAGGAGAGUUAGGAGGGCCACGGCAAAUCAAAAUUAUCACCUCUAUAUUACUGGUGGCUUUGUGGGUUUUAUAUAUCUUGUUAUCGUCUUUGCAAACAUACUGUCACUUUGACCCAGGAUUUUAGGUAUUUUAGAGGCAUUCUAGAUCAAUAAGAUGAAUCCUAGAGCUGCGUCAGGCAACAUGGGCUGCAGUUUCAAGGUCGUGGCCAUCAAUUUUAAAAACAGCUGGGAUGUUGAUGCAUCAGUUCAUCACAUGAACUGAUGGUGAGACCCAUGAAAUAAACUAAAGUAUAACAAACAUUGGGUAGACUUGGUUGGACGCAGUUACAAGAAUGCAAUGAGUUCUAUGAAAAAGUCUAAAAAAUCUAAGAACAAUCUUUAAAAAUUAUCAAAGUUAGCAAUAGUUGUUUAAGGCAAUAGGUUAUGCAGCCAGCUUUGGUAAAUUAUCCCUCCAAGUGAGUUUGACUGGUCUCAUAAAAUAUGAAUCUACUUUAUAGGUAUAGUGGUCCAAAGGCCAUUAGGAAAACCCUUAUCAGGCAAAAAUUUUGACACUCCCAAUUACACAGAGAUGCAGAAAUUUUGAUUCUGUUAAAAAAUUCUCAGAGACGUACCAGCAUUGUUCUGCACAGUAGUUUGUGAAGUAACUAACAAUAACUAUUCUAAUAACUAUGCUAGUUUUAAACUGUAUAUCCUUUCUAACAUCAGAUUUUUAACAUUGCAAUGACCAUUAUUAAUAAAGUCAUUAGUGAAAUAGGUGCUUUCCAUGAGGAAGUUUCAGUAGCCAGAUUAACCAUUAGAUAUAGAAGAAAGUGCCCUACUAGAGAAUUUGUGGUAUUUUGAUAAGCCUCAUAAUGAUUUUGGGGAAGGAGCUCUUUACGAAAGUGAUGUAGGAUGAGUUUUGGUAUUAAGUUAUUUCUGUAUCCAAUUGUCAUCACGAUAAAAAUAUCUCUUACAAGGAGUAAUUUAUUUUCUGUCAAGCUUAGUCUAUCAAAAAUGUAUAAAACUGGCAUGACCUGCAAUAUUUAUAGUCUGUCUGUAUUCAUAGCCUGGGUUCCAAAGUUUGGUUUUGAAUUUCUAUUCUCAAUUAUGGUAAAUAAUUGAAAUAUCACAAAAAUUACCAAGCAAAUAAUAUACGUAACUUUGGGCAAAAUUAUUCUGAGCUUAAAGCUAUAUGGUGUUUCUGUGUUGCUGGAUUCAUGGAAACACCACAUUGCCAUCUUAUUAUGUAUAUAAGAACAUGGGAAAUUCUAACUGUUGCAUUAAAUUGCAUUAAGUUUUGUUUGAAAUGUGAUGUAUUACGAGGAAUCUAAAUACACCGGCCAACUAGUUAAGAACAAAAUCAAUCAAAUAAUGCUGCAGAUAUCAAUAGAUAGACCGUGCGACAAGGAGCAGUAUUCCCAGGAAUCAAAAUAGACAUUUAUUGUGAAAUUUGUACUUCAAUGAUUGAACAUAAAUGAAUCCAAAAUUGAGGACACAGAUUUUAUUUGGGAAAAUAUAUGGAACCUAUGGAAACCCCCCUUAAGAAUGAAGUAGUUGGCAGGUAUAUAAUUAUAAUGUAGCACAUUCACAGCUUAUUUAUUUAAUUUAUACCUUAAGUAUACAGUAAGUCUAGUAGGAUAUUUAGUGCAUUUGACACUUGGUGAGAUGUGCAAGUUAGGAAAAAUAUAAGACAACAAAAUUUCAUGAAAUCAUUUAAUGAUUUCAAGAUAAGAAUGUUGAAAACUAACCAUGGCAGGGUCCAUAUUAAAUUGUUUAGUUUGUAUUUGACUUUAGUACAUUAUAAUACUAUUAUACAAAACAGCUGAGCCAAGCGUAAUAUAUUUUGAAAAGAAAUAAAGGUACACAAUUAGUUUAGGUAUUACAACUUGAUGUACUUUGCAUAUAGCAAUUUACAAUGGUAUUUCUAGAUACAUUUCCUAUGUGCUAUAAUUAGACAGAACUCCCCUAGAUGGCUGUUUAAUAUUGUGAAAUCUUGAGCUCUAGGUUUAAGUGGUAUAUUGUAUUAAAAAGUUUGUAUCCA
This is a messenger RNA of Nematostella vectensis (starlet sea anemone), 5879 nucleotides long. RefSeq names its product sodium/calcium exchanger 1. Gene Ontology annotation, biological process: cell communication; sodium ion transmembrane transport; calcium ion import across plasma membrane. Bases 1213 to 3984 code for a protein of 923 amino acids. Gene Ontology annotation, cellular component: sarcolemma; postsynapse; axon. NCBI's taxonomy places the organism in Eukaryota, Metazoa, Cnidaria, Anthozoa, Actiniaria, Edwardsiidae. The transcript is spliced from 4 exons. Gene Ontology annotation, molecular function: calcium:sodium antiporter activity. The record is from RefSeq and is a predicted model, not a curated record.